Durusdinium trenchii is the source of this 1191-nucleotide messenger RNA. The record is from the annotation of a GenBank genome assembly. Lineage: Eukaryota; Dinophyceae; Suessiales; Symbiodiniaceae.
AUGAUUGAUGACGACCGCACGCCACCAAAUCCUUCGACCGAGACAGUGGUUCCUGGUGAAAAGAACUGCUACUUCGCAGGGUUCGUGGGUGCUUUUCCGUCCAUCGCCAGCAACUCCGAAAAGCUGACGCCGCCCGUGAACGGCACGCUGGACAGCUUGGCCCAGAGGAAUGAAGAGUUAAGCAGAUACCUCUACAACGACGUCAAGGUUUGCGCCAAGUGUGGCCGUCCCUGCGGAAAUAACCAGAAGGCUUGUCAGCAAUGCGGGGCCAGCCUCGCGGAUGUCCCUGUGACUCAGACCGAGAACGUGAUGAUGGGGUUCAUUUUUGGGGUGGAGCGCACCCUGAAGCUGCCCUUGAUGAUCUCGAUCAGGAGGCAAUCUGAUACGGUCAUUGUUUUCGAUGAUUUGCUUGCGAUGUCAAGUUGCCACUUGAACGCUCUUCUGACAAGUCACUACUGCCAAGAUUGGCGUUGGCUCCUACGAGACCCUGUCACCGCAUCAGGUCUUUUGAACGAGAUGGUGAAUGAGGCCUGGCAGACGACUUUGUCCUUUUGGGCCAAUGAACGGUGGAGGAAGUUUGUGUACAGAGAAGGAGUCACACUAGAGAUGGUCCGAGAUAACAUCAUUUGUGGCUUCAAUUCACCUCCCUCGCAGUUCCAGUUGCAUUUGCAGUGGAUCGUCCUGCCCUUGAUGCCAUUUCACCAUCAGAAACUUCUAGAUGGACUUCAUGCACAGCAGGGGCGUUGGUUUCCACUCGAAUAUGUCACGAAAAUCCUGGAUGUGCUCGUCAGUGAAGGGCAGACGUACGACGUGCAGGCAAGCACAUCCGUCGACGAGAUCAUUCAGCACUUCAACUCCAAGGGCGUGCACUAUGAGGAAGUCUGGGCCGAGCGCUACCAGACAUACUGCAAGAGUUACGCUCUGAGCAACUGGAAGGUGGAGGACUUCAAAUAUGUGGUCUUCCAGGGACAGGUGCACGAAAUUCAGGAGGCCUUGCCGGACGGCAGGGUGUGUUUGGGCGAAAAGCUCAACAUCAAUCCCGUGAGCCUCCAUCAUGAGGACAAGCUCCUUUUGCAAAACUACGGCCGCCGCAUCGAUCAUGAUUGUCCUGGUGGCACGUACUAUAAACAUCACAAAGCUCUGAAGAUUGGCGAUGGUGGCAUCAGAAUUUGGCCUGGGCUUGAACGUUAA